This is a messenger RNA of Cuscuta europaea, 2528 nucleotides long. The record is from the annotation of a GenBank genome assembly. Lineage: Eukaryota; Viridiplantae; Streptophyta; Magnoliopsida; Solanales; Convolvulaceae.
CCCUUGUCUACACCCCUAUGUAGAUGUAGUAUGUAGAUGCUCUAAGACAAUGAGGAGGGAGGCCAAUUUCUGUGGAGCUGCCCGACAAGCUUAAGUGCGGAUUCAGCGACAGACGUGGAUAUUAUAAUCACAUUUCUGAUGCUCGUGGAAUUGAAACGCCUUUUACUUUAUCAAUUAAAAAAAAGUAGCAAAGGAUGAAUAGAUCGAUGGGAAUGGAAUUGGUACAAUGCAGCGUCUCCCUGUUCUCUAUUUCCCUCACUGCUUAAGCUUCGGAGCCGAUUGGGUCUGUUUUUGUGCUGUUCAGCUCACUGAGUCAACCAUCUCUCUUUCUAGUUUUUUUUAUUGUCUCUUUCUAGUUGAAAAGCUAAUUAACUGAAACCAAAGAAAUACAGUAAAAGAAAUAGAGAGAUCUUUAUACUUUCUAUUUAAACUAGUUCUAUUGUCGCUCUCAGUCUACUUCUGCUUCGAGCUUUCAACGGAACGACAAGAUCCUCAAGUGUUUCCCUCAGGAUAUAAGACCCUUUCUGGAGUUGGGUCCAUCCUGUCUACUUAAUGAUCUUUCAGCCUGUUUCUACUUUAUGGGUUGAAGUAAAAGUGAGAAUUGUAUGAUCUGUAUUCUGUAAUUGAAAAAUAAAUAAAAAAUGGGGUGUGCUGUUUCGAGGAUGGAUCAAGAAGAGAGGGUUCGCCUGUGUAAGGAGCGAAAGAGGUUGAUGAAAGAAUUGGUUGGGUAUAGAGAGGAAUUUGCGAACUCCCAAUUAUCAUAUUUGAAGGCAUUAAAGAACACUGGGGUGACUCUUAGACAGUUUACUGAGUCGGACACAUUGGAACUUGAAACCAUCUCCUGCGAAGACCACAUUGACUCUUCUCUGUUGCCUCCGCCGCCACCCCCACCCCCACCUUUUAGCCCUGAUUCAAGAAAGGCCGGUGACAAUUGGGAAGAGAGCGAAGAGAUGGAGAGCAGCCAAUCUGGAGAUAUAUUUGAUGAUAGCUCAUCAAUGAUGAGCUGGUUUAAUAAAGACUCUUCUGUAGACGUGGCCGUGGAAGCUUUGAAACUCAGAAAGACACUUGAGGGUAUUAUGAGGGAUUUAGAUGACUAUUUCUUGAAAGCAUCAGCCGGUGCAACAGAAAUAGCAGUUUUUACUGACAUAAACAUUGGAGACAAUGCCGUUCCUUGGAAAAUUAAGGAGAAUAAGGGGAAGAGGAGCAGGUCUUCUAAGGCCCUUCCAGUUGGUAGAGAUUCUGUUCUGUGUGGAUCUAAUGAGCCAUGCAAGCCUGGCGCUCAUCGCGUGACCCUUGAUAAGCUUUAUGUUGCAGAACAAAAUCUUUUCAAGGAUUUGGAGCUUGAAAGGAAACUGGCGGGGCUGCAGAAUCAAGAUGAAAACAGUUUAGAGACUUACAAUGGGCUGCAAGAAUCAAUAAGCACAAUCUCUUCAUCUAUUUUGGAGCUUAUUGAUGAAGAGCUGUACCCCCAAUUGAUUGCAUUAACUUCAGGGCUAAUGGAGAUAUGGAAAAUGAUGUACAAAUGUCACGAAGUCCAGAGCCAUAUUUCGAAUCAGCUAAAUCAUCUCACUGAAAGUUUAAGCUUCGACAGAAUAGCUGAAUCCCAUCAUCAGGCUACUGCUCAGCUUCAAACUGAGGUUUCUUUUUGGUCACUAAGCUUCUCCAAGCUUGUAGUAUCUCAGCAGGAGUAUUUGAGAACACUCUGCAGCUGGAUCCAACUCACCAAUAUCCUUGCGGACGACCAUCAACAGAGUCAUUGCUCUUCUGCUGUUCACCGCCUCUGUCAAGGAUGGCAGCUUGGCCUUGAAAAGUUACCAGAUAAGGUGGUUGCAGAGGCAAUCAAGAGUUUUAUGUUGGCUAUCCAAUCCAUAAUCCAACAGCAGGGUGAGGAGCAUAACCAGCGAAAAAAAUGUGAUAAGCUUGAGAAAAGGUUGGAGAAGGAGUUGAGCUCAUUGACUGAGAUGGAGGACAGAUUUGAGGGUUUGGCAAGUGCAAACAACUCUGCUGCUGCAAGCCCAAAGCACCCUUUAAAUUUGAAGCGUGCCAAAGUUGAAGCCUUGAAGAAGCAAGUUGACUUGGAGCAAGCCAAACACCUAAACUUGGUCCAAGUUUACAAGACUAUGAUUUUGAACCAUUUCAAAACUAGCCUUCCAACUGUCUUUCAAGCGUUAAUGACGUUUUCAAAAGCUUACACUAAUGUUUUUGAGGCCAUUCUCAGCCCACCCAGCUAGCUCUGAAGUCUAUCUAUUGCAAGUAUUAUGUAAACAACAGUGUUGAAUUUGCUCAAUUUCCCUGCUCGCCUUUUUGCCCAAAUUGUAGCUAAAGCAAGGGGCAACAUCCCAAAUUUUAGCUGCAUUACCUGCAUAUAGUUCUUCCAAACUAUCAUGAUACCUUUAAACAAAGUCAUUCGGUAAUUAUAUUGCCGUAGGAUCCCGACACAUAAUUGAAAUACGUACGUUAACAAUUACAAUGCCAACUUUUAACCGAGCAUUGAACUCUGUAUAUCAAAAUAAAUAGCUAAGUUUUCC